AUGAUACUCAUCAUUCUACUAUUACUUUUCCUGCCAUUUGCUACACCCUUGACAUGUAUGGCUUGUGUCCAUACAGCAGGAACUACUCAACUAGAUAACUUUCGCGUGACUACAAGACUAAGCAAAGCUUACUGUUUGAUGGAACCGAUAAGAUGUGAUCGUGAUCAAGAUGUUUGUGUUACAAUUACCAUGCAUAUAGGAGGAGGUGAAUAUUGGCUGGGAACUGGAUGUGACCGACGUACAAACUUCCAUCACAUGUCUUGCCAGAAUGUGCCCACAGUUUCUCGUAAUGUUCAAUUAGGAUAUGUUCAAGAAAGACGCGCCAUGCAACGGGUUUGUGUUUGUGCCAGAGACAUGUGUAACUCAUCUUUCACAAAUUCUUCUCCUCUUAUCAUCUUACUUUUCAUAAUUUUCACUACAUUUGGCUCCAAAUUCUUAUAG
Molecule: messenger RNA, 441 nt
Organism: Auanema sp. JU1783
Lineage: Eukaryota; Metazoa; Nematoda; Chromadorea; Rhabditida; Rhabditidae
Source: the annotation of a GenBank genome assembly